Pyrgilauda ruficollis (rufous-necked snowfinch) is the source of this 3259-nucleotide messenger RNA. It is a transcript of the gene DTX4, whose product is annotated as deltex E3 ubiquitin ligase 4. Gene Ontology annotation, molecular function: ubiquitin protein ligase activity; zinc ion binding. Gene Ontology annotation, cellular component: nucleoplasm. Gene Ontology annotation, biological process: protein ubiquitination; Notch signaling pathway. NCBI's taxonomy places the organism in Eukaryota, Metazoa, Chordata, Aves, Passeriformes, Passeridae. The record is from RefSeq and is a predicted model, not a curated record.
GCGGGGGCGGGCAGAGCCCUGCGCCGCGCCGAGCAUGCGAGAGCCGCCGGGGCGGGCGGCAGCGGCGCAGCCAGCCGGGGCCGCGGCCGGGGCGGCGGAGCCAUGCUGCUGGCCUCGGCCGUGGUGGUGUGGGAAUGGCUGAACGAGCACGGGCGCUGGCGGCCCUACAGCCCGGCCGUCAGCCACCACAUCGAGGCGGUGGCCCGCGCCGGGCCGCGGGCGGGCGGCAGCGUGGUGCUGGGCCAGGCCGACAGCCGCCUGGCGCCCUACAUCAUCGACCUGCAGUCCAUGCACCAGUUCCGCCAGGACACCGGCACCAUCCGGCCCGUCCGGCGCAGCUACUACGACCCGUCCUCGGCGCCAGGCAAGGGAGUCGUCUGGGAGUGGGAGAAUGACAGCGGGACGUGGACGCCCUACGACAUGGACGUGGGCAUCACCAUCCAGCGCGCCUACGAGAAGCAGCACCCCUGGGUGGACCUGAGCGCCAUCGGCUUCUGCUACGUCAUCGACUUCGCCACCAUGGGCCAGAUCAACCGGCAGACCCAGCGCAAGCGCCGCGUCCGCCGCCGCCUCGACAUGGUGUACCCGCUGGUGUCGGGCACCCUGCCCAAGUCGCAGUCGUGGCCGGCCAGCCCCGGGGCGGCGGCGGCCCCGCCGGUGCCCGCCUGCACGUGUCCCCAGUGCCUGCUGGUCAUGAGCGUCAAAGCGGCCGCCGCCGGCCCCGGCACCUCCACGCUGCAGCCCGCAAAGCCGCCCAGCACGCCCGCCCUGAGCUCGGCCGGCGCCUCCGGCAGCCCCCCCGGCGUGGGCAGCGGCAAAGGCUCCCGGGCCAGCCUGGGCACCCUGAACCGCAGCCACCUGCAGCGCCUGGCCAUCGCCCAGUCCCGCGUGCUCAUCGCCUCCGGGGUCCCCACUGUCCCUGUGAAGAACCUCACUGGCUCCAGCCCCGUCAACCCAGCACUGGCAGGGAUCACGGGGAUCCUCAUGAGUGCAGCCGGGCUGCCUGUGUGCCUGACCCGGCCCCCCAAGCUGGUGCUGCACCCCCCGCCCGUCAGCAAGAGUGAGAUCCAGUCCAUCCCUGGCAUCUCCCACUCCUGCCGCAAGACCACCAAGAAACAGGCCAAGAAGGGUAAAACCCCAGAGGAGGUGCUGAAGAAAUACCUGCAGAAGGUGCGGCAUCCGCCGGAUGAGGACUGCACCAUCUGCAUGGAGCGGCUCUCUGCCCCCUCUGGCUACAAGGGGCCCCAGCCAGCCGUCAAGCCUGACCUCGUGGGGAAGCUGGUCAAGUGCAGCCACGUCUUCCACCUGCACUGCCUGGUGGCCAUGUACAACAACGGUAACAAGGAUGGAAGUCUGCAGUGUCCCACCUGCAAAACCAUCUAUGGGGUGAAGACAGGGACGCAGCCUCCCGGGAAGAUGGAAUAUCACAUCAUCCCCCACGCGCUGCCCGGCCACGCCGACUGCAAAACCAUCCGCAUCAUCUACAACAUCCCCCCGGGGGUGCAGGGACCAGAGCAUCCAAACCCUGGGAAGAGCUUCACGGCCCGUGGCUUCCCCCGGCACUGCUACCUGCCAGACAGCGAGAAGGGCAGGAAGGUACUGAAGUUGCUGCUGGUGGCCUGGGACCGGCGCCUGAUCUUCGCCAUCGGGACCUCCAGCACCACGGGCGAGUCGGACACGGUGAUCUGGAACGAGAUCCACCACAAGACAGAGUUCGGCUCCAACCUCACUGGCCACGGCUACCCCGACAUCAACUACCUGGACAAUGUCCUGGCUGAGCUGGCAGCCCAGGGCAUCACCGAGGAGAGCCUGGCACAGGAGAAGGACUGAGACCGUGGCGAGGAGGCAAGGAAAGGGUUGCCUGUGCCGGCACCCACCAGGAUAAAGCUGCUGGAGAUACCUGCCUGGGGGCUUUCCAGGGCACACCUGGAGCCCCCUGCUGCCAGUGGCAGCCAUGCAGUGCCCCAGGCUGGCUGGGAAUGUGGGAGAAGGUCCUUUCGGCCGUCCCCUUCACUCCUGCAGGGCGGGAACAUCCUCACACACAGCUGUGGGGCUUCAGGCUGGCUUGGCCACCCCUCUGGAUGGUGUUCUGUCCUAUCUGUCACUGUGCUGAGGGCUUGGGGGGUGCCAGGCUCCCCUCUCUCCUCAUCUGUGCCAGUCCCAGCCUGACCCAACACCCCUGUCACCCACCUGGGGCUGGGACCUGGCUUGGGGUGGGAGCUGGGGCCACACGAGUCCCCCUUGCUCUGCCUCGUCCCUCUGACGUUUGUUUGUUCGUUCGUUCUGUCCGGUCCCUCCCCACUGGUCUCCUGUGUCUGUGCAGGUUGGGGGGCCUGGGCUGCCCCAGCUCCCCCCAGCCCUGCCCCCUGCUCCUCUUGGCUGUGUCUGAGCUGUGCCCUGCAGGGUCCCCUGUCUGGGCUGCCCCUGCCUCUGCAUGCCAGGGAGGGGCUGGUGGGUGGUAGGAGGUGUGUGUGGGGGGACAGUGACAUCCCCCCCCGCAGUGGGUUCCUUGAACUGUUCGUAUGGGGGCGUCCCCACGUUGGAAUUUCUAUAUACCUCGUGUUUUGGGGUUUUGUCGUAUAUAUGUACAUAUAGGGGGGCGUCUGGGGAGGCUGUCUGGGAGAACGUGGUGCUGCAGCUGAGCUGGGGCUGGGCACAGUGGUGCUUGGGGUUGGGACGGGGGCUGUGGGGCCCCCCACCCCGACAGGGCUCUGCCCCGUGGGAGGGCUGUCACUUGUGGGUCCCCAUGGGGCCAGGUGCAGGUGGGGUAAGAAGUGUCCCCAUUCCUGCCCCAGAGAAGCCUUGGGGAGUUCUGCAGGGGAAAGUGGUUGGUGAGGGGUUGGUACAGGCUGGGCCAGGAGGGUGGUGUGGGUAGGAGAGUGUGGGUGUUGGGGUGGGGGAAGUGUGUUCCAAGGCUCUGGGGGUCCCUGUCAGCCCCCUGGGGUGACUGGGCCUUGGAGAGCCCAGGUGGAAGGUGUCCCUGCCCAGGGCAGGGGUUAGGAAUGAGAGAGUCUGUGGGGUCUCUUCCAUCCCAAACCAGGGGUUCAUGGGGCCUCUCGGAGCCCCCUGUGCCGGGUGCUGGGGGUUCCCUGGCCCUCUGUGCUGGUGGGAGGGGGGUCCAUCCUGCUGUGCAUCGUUCUGUUGUCGUUGCUGUUUUUCCUCCCCGUGGCCUGGUGGGUCCGUCCCCCCGCGGCCACCCCGUGGAGGGGCUGGGGGUCAAUAAAGCGGAUGGCAGGGGACUCUGGCGGUCCCAGCACGG